AUGCCGCUGAUUACCUUGCCAUACAUUUCGGUACAACCAGACUGGGAUCAAGUUGUAAGAGAUGUCAGUACAAAUACUACACCUUCUGAACAAUUUUGGGUGUCAUGCUACGAGACAGGCAAACAAUCAGUACACGCCAAGGUUGCUGUGGAAAAGUCAAGUAGUCCUUCCAAACCACAGCUAAAGGGUAUAGAAGGUGUAGAAGUCAAACCUAUAAAUUCUAUAUCAUUCAGUCUAAGCUGCCCAUCUUAUUCGUUAAAAGACAUCUUGAUUGUUGGACCUAAGCACAAGCUUAGUCCUUUCCAAGGAAAAGAGUUGGGUUGUAUUAAUGUAUCUCCUAAUGGGGACUUAUAUGCAGCAAGCUCUGGUAAAGAUAUAUCAAUUGGAAAAUUAAAUAAUGAACAAGCAGUGCGAACUCUGGAAGGGCAUCUUGAUGAUGUUACUGUAGUUCAAUUCUUUCCUAGCAAUCAAGCAGUUUUGUUGAGUGGAGCAUCUGAUUUCCAAGUAAAAAUCUGGUCUGUAUUGGAUGGCAGCAACCCAGUAACUCUUAAAGGACAUACCUCAGCCAUCACGGAUCUUGAUAUUGUGGGUCGAGGAAAGAAUGUUCUGUCAUCUUCGCGUGAUGGUACAGUACGCUUGUGGCAUUGUGGUACUGGAACAACUAUUGCAGUCUUGGGUGAUUACGGUACCAUCGUCAAUAAGAUUAGCGUAGUGGCUUUGCCAGCCAAGUACAUGUCGGUAGUUGUUGAGGGCACAGAUGAAAAAGAGAGUGAGACUGCAGAUAAGCUGGUAUUAGUUGGUUUGAGCGAUGGUACAGUCCGCGGUAUUCACUUAGGAACAAAGGAAGAAUUGUUCUCUACAUUACCCAAAGAUUCUGCUAUUACAGCGAUUGCCUUUGAUGAUAAUACCUCUACAUUGUGUACGGGUGAUUUGCAUGGCGUUGUAGAAGUAUUUUCUUUGUCUGAUACUAGUAAACCUUUGGUCCAUUGGAAGCGCAAUGACCAUUCAGUUACUGCCUUGACAACAAGAUUAAAUGAAAAUGGUGACCGAGUAUUAUGCGUUUCAAAUGCGGACGGAAGUGUGUACCAAACAAACUCUUUUGAAUUAGUAUUAAAACAAGGCUCUGUAGCCUUGGAAGUAGAAUAUACCGGAAAUGAAUUGGAGCCUGUGCGAAGCAUGGUUAUUCUUCCCAGUACAGAAACAAUUGGAUUCAAUCGUAUUGUUUGUGGUGUUCGUGAUGGAAGCAUUAACAUUUAUUAA
Phycomyces blakesleeanus NRRL 1555(-) is the source of this 1260-nucleotide messenger RNA. RefSeq lists its product as hypothetical. Gene Ontology annotation, molecular function: protein binding. Lineage: Eukaryota; Fungi; Mucoromycota; Mucoromycetes; Mucorales; Phycomycetaceae. The record is from RefSeq and is a predicted model, not a curated record. The transcript is spliced from 12 exons. Bases 1 to 1260 code for a protein of 419 amino acids.